Molecule: messenger RNA, 4702 nt
Organism: Vollenhovia emeryi
Lineage: Eukaryota; Metazoa; Arthropoda; Insecta; Hymenoptera; Formicidae
Product: putative ATP-dependent RNA helicase TDRD12
Exons: 22
Coding region: 764-3832 (1022 amino acids)
Biological process (GO): transposable element silencing; germ-line stem cell division
Molecular function (GO): ATP binding; nucleic acid binding
Source: RefSeq, a predicted model, not a curated record
AAUGCGGCAACUAGCAGUCCAUGAUUAUAUAGUCAAAGGUCUCUGACACGUGCUGUAAGAACAGCGGAGUUUACAUCAAGGUAUAUAGAAGUCUGUGGGAAAGAUUGUAGAGAAAGAAAAAGGCCUGGUUGGGUGUUUUGAGGCUUUCCUUGGAAAACAUCAGUUCGCAACUUACGCUUUGUGUCCAGUCUUAGGAUCAAGUCAUAAAAGAGGAGAAGAAGAAAAAGAAGAAGAAGAAGCAGCAACAAUUUACGGUUGAUUAUUUUCAGUGAGUUCCGUCUGGGCCGUCGAGCGGUUCACACGUCUUCCGACGGAAGAUAAAUUUUUGAUCCUGCGGGAUUGCAUCAUCCCGCGCGUGGCCCGGUUACCGGGCCAUUACAUCGUUCAAUUCACUACAUUCCAAGCAAUACCAUUAAAUCUAUUGGUUCGACGUGGCCGUGUCGGCUCAGUGUCUGUGAGCCGGGAGCCAAUAACCAGAGAAGAAGAAGAUGUGUGUUGCAGUUAUUCUCAGCAGAUAUCCAAGCUUCGGAUUACGCGAAUCAUUGCUCGAACCAAACUUCUAAAUCGAGUUCCUCCCGAUUUAGAGCAUUAACCAUCGAAAAGAGAGAUAUUUUUCGUUCUCCGAGAGUUUUAUUUUUGAAACUAACAGUGAUCAGAGUCUCCUGCUUGCCAAAGACCUUAGACAAGAUCAGAGAAAAUCACUUGCAAUCAUAUAUAUUUAUUAUCAGAGCAAAUAUAUAUUUUUGCGCACUUGUCAGAAAAAAUGCCGGUUCCUAUCGAAAAAUCAGCAAUUGCACGUGACAAUCAUAAGAGCCGCAAGUCUCGAAAGAUGGCCAAAUUUUGUGAGCAUCAAGAGACCAUUCCUGCUAGAGCCAAGGCAAUAAGAAUAAGAAACGUACAAGAUCCGUUUAUCAUAAGGGUUUACGAAAGUGCAAGACACGAAGAGGCCCUCCGUAUAAUUCAAAACAAGUUAUUAAAUUUUAUUGAAACCGACGAUUAUUUGAAGAAAGUAAAGUACGAUCGGAGAGCGGCCAAAAUUGGCGACAUGGUUUUUAUGGAACUUAACGACACUGCGAUAAAAUUUCCAUCGUGUAUUUGCCGCGGUUUAAUAACUUACAUUGAAGAGGACGGAAAAUAUUGUAUUCUUUUAGUGGAUCACGGGACUGUUGUUGAAUUGACUAGGGAUAAGUUUCAUAUACUUCCACACGAUUUUAUCCCUGACAAGUAUUUAACGAAGACCGUCGGUGUAUUUGGUAUCUUACCGAUCUGCAUGAAAAAGAAUGGACUUAUUUCAAAUGGUUCUAAAGCAGUUGUUGUAGAAAAGUGGACCAAAGAAGCGAUUCAAUUUACAAAACGCCUUCUCAGCGCGUUCGAAGUUGUAUACUUUGAUCAUUUAAUCACGGACGAAAAGAAUGGCAGAGAAUAUGGCGAAUUUUAUUUUACCAUUGACAACACUGUCAUGUCAUUAAGUGAAGCCUUAUUCAUUAAUCAUCAUGCGCUCUAUAUAGAAGGAGAUUUGUUGAAGUGUACAGAACUUAAAAUUCGAGAACCGGAACAACUUAAUAAAAAAUGGUACGUUUUACACGUAAAGUUCUCAAGGGAUCGAGAAAAAAGGGACAAGGCGACAUACGUUAACGAAAUUAUCGAGUUAAAAACAAAAUUUUCUCUCAAUGACAGGAUUUUGGUGCACAACUCAAUCGACUGUGGUGUUUUGAAUGACGUGACAAAUCUCAAGUAUUCUAAAGGUGUACACGAGGGUUGGAUAAAGAUAAUUAAGUCUUCCAGACCGAUGAAACUUCAAUCUUAUAUAUGGCCAGCUAUAAACAGUGGAUUGAACGUUGUUGCUAUCGGACCGUCACAAUGUGGUAAAACGAGCGGAUGCGUAAUGGCUGUUUGUGGUCAGAUAGCUACAUAUCCAAAUGAAAUGAGUAAGGCGACUCAUCCGUUGGCGUUAAUUUUAUGUGCCUCGGCACAUGAGGUGAUCUCCAUUCAAUCUUUGUGCGAGUCACUUCUGCGAGAAUCUAAUAACGUAAGAUCCGUCGCAGCAUUUAGUGGCAAGUCGGAUAUAUCAAUAGCGGCAACGAUAUAUAACGGCUGCCAAAUCUUAGUAACCACGCCGCAAUACUUGGUUCGAUUUAUGAAUUCAUACAAAACUCUAUUGUCAUUCGAUAGACUUUCUUAUUUAGUACUCGAUAAUGCCGAUGUAAUUUUGAAUAAUUAUUUCGACUCGUUAAUGAAACUCUUCAAGAAGCAUAAGGUAAUCGAGAAUCGUGAACCACGAGGGGACAGUAAACCGAUAUUACAAAUGAUUAUGUCGGCAACAAACUGGACACUAGAGAUUAGGGACUUUGUAAUGGCUGCGGUACAUAAUCCGUGUAUAUGCAUCUCGUCAUUUCUAGAAGCUGUUGUCUUCAAGUCCGUAUUUCCGAGAGUUAGCAUUUUGAAAUCUACAGAGAAGAAUAAAAAAAUAUUAGGCCUAUUGAAAGAUGAUUACAAAAAAUGGAGAACAGCGAUAAUAUGUGUAAAUGCUGAGGAAGCCGAAGAGUUAAACAGAUUUUUAAUAUCGACAAAGGAAACUCUGCUAAUUCAUGAAGAAAUGAAAUCUAUCGAAAUACGAGCUUUAAAAGAAUCCUGGUUGUCAUGUAUAUGCGGUCACUAUCCAGUAUUGAUAUGUACUGAUCCAGUACUGUCUGAACUUAAUUUCGUUAACAUUCAAUGGCUGAUACAUCAUUCCGUAUUAUUGAAAUUUAGAACUCAAUUCAAUUAUAGGUUUUCUGUACUUUUAGAUAAUUUAGCGCAGAAUCCUAAAGACUGUAAAAUUAAUAUAAUUCUUGACGAGAGGAACGACGUACAACUUCCAAGCAUAAUAAGAAUACUGAAACGAAUAGAUGAUAAACAAAUAUCUUCCGAAAUGGAAAACAAGAUUCAGCAAAUAACAAUUACAUUAGAGAGGAAUAAGAAAAACUAUGCUUUAUGUGACAAUGUAAAAUCGUUUGGCUCUUGCCAAGAGCAAACGCAAAAUAAGUGCGUAUUCAGACAUUGCGUCCUUUCUGAAAUCGAUGCGCCAAUGACGAAUAUACAGAUAAAUGACAAGGUAAAGUUGAUGGUGUUAUAUAUUCACGAUACGACACAUUUUUCUGCGAGAAUUAUUGGACACAUUCCACAUUCUGACAAAUCGAAGAAAAUAACGUACUCCAACAUUGAGUACGUGCAAACUACAGCUAAAAUACAAAGUUAUUACGGAAAGAUAGAAAAUAGGAAAAUGUGUAUCUCGACAAACGUAGGAGAUAUAUGCGCUUUUGAGGACACACUCGACACGUUUAAACGAGUGCAAAUCAGAUGCAUCAGAUAUGACAAAAGUUAUUCUGAGGAUGAAAAAUUCGUAGAUGUAAGAUGUAUCGACAGUGGUAUUAUACAUGAACGUAUCGAUGUACGUAAAUUACUGCACAUGCCUGAGGAAUUAGCGAAUCUCCCAACACACGUUGUUGAAAUAUUUUUAUCUAAUUUAAUACCGUGGGACAAUGAAUGUACAUGGAAUCCAUGUACUAACGAACAGGUGCACAAGUGGUUCGAAGAAAAUUUCGAGGAAAGGUCUUAUAUCUUCGGGAAAGUUUGCCUCCAUCUUGGAAAUACAAUAUGGUUAGACGAUUUGAAAAUUGGAACAAAGUUAAUUGACCAUCCCGAUUUAAUAGGAUCCUCUUUAGAACAGAAACUGCGCCAAGGGAAUUUUGCAGUUUUUAAAGACGAUCACUUAUCGAAGCUGUUCGAACUUUGCAGAAACAGCGGGUUGACAGAAAUCAAUGGUCGCGACAUAAGUGCUGCAGAUAAAUGAAGCUGUUCACUAUGAGCGAUAUUCAUAGUCAGAUUUUAUAUUUAAAAUCGCUUUAAGAUUAUCUUUAGAUACUCCGUAGACAAUAAAACGUUCCAUAUCUCAUCUUAAGAUUUGACUAUGAAUACCGACCUAUGAUUUGUAUCUUUAAAAUAAUGAGUGACUUUAGAUGGAAAGUAUUGUUUUCUUAACACAUAUUUAUAAGAAAAGAUUGGCAUCUAUUUUCAUCUAUUUUGUAUUUUUUUUAACUGUGAACUUUGUAUACUAGUAGAUGUAGAGCUGUAGAAAUUUCCCUUGGAUCAUCCCGUAAUAAAUACGGUUUUGUAAAUAUUUUUCCAAUGCAAUGCAAAAUUCAACAUUUUAAUUUUAAUCCAAAAUAUGUAUUCUCCAUUAUUAUCUACAAUUUUUUCCUAUUUUUCUUUUUCCGUUACUUCUAGAUACGAAAAAUGAAAGGAUCAGUGAAAUCGCUCUUUACCCUGUAGGCAUACUUACUGUUGCAUUUUCUUUUAUUUUUCAAUAUUGUGAAAUCAAGAAUCAAAUUUUUUUUCUUUAGAGAAAAAGAAAUACAAGUGAUCAAAAUAAAUGAGAGGAGUCCUAGAGAUUUCGUAUCCAUAGUUGAUAAAUUUUUUGAGACUGUGUGUGUCAAAACUUAAUAAUAAAGUAUCAACUUAGCAACUGAAGAAUGCAAAACUGUUUGUUUUAAUCUUUAAAUAAUGAAUGUAAUAUGAAAUAACUGAACUUAGUACUAAAGUGUAUUUAAAACAUACUAAAUAUACUGGAUUAUUGAUAUAAACAAUGAUCAAUUGCGCUUUUUUUAUUUGAUAUCGCGCUAUACUCUGUGUAUUUAUAUAAAGUAAAUUUGUUCCAUUCCUU